AUGGCAGGGAAAGGACAAAAAAUUGUCAGAAAAAAUAAUCGUGUGCACCAGUCUCUUCGAAGCAAAAAUAUGGACGCACCAAAGACAUAUGCUCAUGUCCUAGCGACUGUAGCUCCACCAAAAUCGCAGACUCAGACACGCAGUAAUACUCGACGUUCUGCAAAUGUUGACAAUCCUGCAAUUCAUCAAAACCCUACCCAUGGAAAUUUCGCUGUUCCUAGUGUUCCGCCUAAUAUUGGAAAUGCUGCUGGCCCUGGAGUACCUGUCAGACAUGAACAUUCUGCGCCCGGAAAUCGUGCUGCUCCUGGUCUUCCACCCAAUCCUGGAAAUCUUGCUGGUCCUGGAGUACCUGAAAUACAUGAACAUCGUGCUGCUCCUGGUCUUCCACCCAAUCCUGGAAAUCUUGCUGGCCCUGGAGCACCUGAAAUACAUGAACAUCGUGCUGCUCCUGAUCUUCCGCCCAAUCUUGGAAAUCCUGCUGGUCCUGGAGUACCUGAAAUACAUGGAAAUCGUGCUGCUCCAGGUCUUCCGCCCAAUCCUGGAAAUCUUGCUGGUCCUGGAGUACCUGAAAUACAUGAAAAUCGUGCUGCUCCUGGUCUUCCGCCCAAUCCUGGAAAUCCUGCUGGUCCUGCAGUACCUGAAAUACAUGAAAAUCGUGCUGCUCCUGGUCUUCCGCCCAAUCCUGGAAAUCCUGCUGGUCCUGCAGUACCUGAAAUACAUGAAAAUCGUGCUGCUCCUGGUCUUCUGCCCAAUCCUGGAAAUCUUGCUGGUCCUAGAGUACCUGAAAUGCAUGAAAAUCGUGCUGCUGCUCCUGGUCUUCCGCCCAAUCCUGGAAAUCCUGCUGGUCCUGGAGUACCUGAAAUACAUGAAAAUCGUGCUGCUGCUCCUGGUCUUCCGCCCAAUCCUGGAAAUCCUGCUGGUCCUGGAGUACCUGAAAUACAUGAAAAUUGUGCUGCUGCUCCUGGUCUUCCGCCCAACGCCGGAAAUCUUGCUGGUCCUGGAGUACCUACAAAUCCUGCUUGUCUUGGUGCCUCAAAAACUUUGUCAACUACCGACAAAAAGUUGAAAAAUCUGCAAAGGUACCACCGACAGCUACAAAACAAAGUAAAACGGCUUAUGAAGAACAACUUAGAUCAUGGUAUGAAUGCAUCAAAGCCAAACUCAGUCGCAUCACAGCCAGUGGCACCAGAGUUAGUCGCGUCACAAACACCUGUGCCUCAGUCAGUGUCACAGCCCGUCGCACCACCGUCGUUUGUGUCACAAUCCUUUGUGCCCCAGCCCGUCGCGUCUCCGUCAUUUCAGCCCCAGUCCGUCAUGUCAACGUCAUUAGUGCCCCAGUCCGUCAUGUUACCGUCAUUAAUACCCCAGUCCGUCAUGUCAACGUCCUUACUGCCACAGUUGUUGAUGCCGCAAUCAUUUAACGGUCAACAAAUGUUGCCCAAUAUGGAAGUGCCGCAGUUCAUUCCACGCAAUGUUAAUAACUUGAUGUAUCCGCAUCAAGCGCUUCAAGUUGCUGCAGCACAACUAUCUGGUCUGACUCGUGAACAGCAGUUGCAACAGUUGCUUCAGCAGCUGUUGUACAAUCCGCAGCUCAAUAUUUCUUUCCCUUAUUUUUAA
Molecule: messenger RNA, 1617 nt
Organism: Cotesia glomerata
Lineage: Eukaryota; Metazoa; Arthropoda; Insecta; Hymenoptera; Braconidae
Product: collagen alpha-2(IV) chain-like
Exons: 2
Coding region: 1-1617 (538 amino acids)
Source: RefSeq, a predicted model, not a curated record